AUGGAACAACACACCUUUCGUCGUCGCGGCCUUGGGCUCCAGGGCGUCGAUUCAGAAAAGGUGUCUCCGGGAUAUGUCCUGUACUCGCCUCUCACCUCGAACACGGCUCAUUUGAUCUCUCAAUCCGGUGAGGAAGUGCAUCGAUGGACGCUCCCUCAUCGUGCCGGUCGCCAUGCCCGGCUUCUACCCACCGGUACCCUGGCCUACAACGGCGUGCAUCCCGAUGCCCCUGAUCUGUUCCCCAUGUGGGCCAAGUACCGCGGCGGAGCAAUGAUGCAGGUGGCACCCGAUGGAGAGGUCCUGUGCCAGUACCUAGAUCCCCUUGCCCACCAUGACCAGCAUCAUCUUGAUAAUGAUCUGCUCCUAUACACCACGGUGGCUGCCCUGACUGUCGAAGAAGCCGCCCGUGUCGAGGGCGGAAUACCCGACAGCGAGGCACCAGGCGGGAUAAUGUACGGGGAUUGUAUCCGGCUCGUGGCACCAUGGAAGUCAUCCAAUUCAUCCUCCUCGGCCGACUUCGAAGGCACCGGUGGUGGCACCAACGGAGGAGCAGAGCUGCUCUGGUCCUGGCGUGCCAUCGAUCAUCUGGAUCCAAAGCAAUUUGCAUCUCACCCACACUACGCCCGCGAACACUGGCCCUUGAUCAACAGCGUGUCGCUCGAUUCAACAACAGGCGAUGUCAUCGCAUCAUCCCGGAACACAUCGUCUGUAUUCAUCAUCGAUCGACUAACUGGCAACGUCAAUUGGCAUGUGACUGCACCCACUGUAUGUCAGCAACAUUGUGCCCAUCCGAUCAACUCCGCGGGCGACCUGCUUAUCCUGGAUAAUGGUGUCUUUCGACCGGAGAUAUCCGUUCCAUUUUCCCGCGCGAUUAUCGUUUCUCGUCAGUCGAAGCAAGUCAUUUGGGAAUGGAAAGAUUCCACCACCGGUGGGUUGGGGUUCUUCACUCCGUUCAUGGGCUCAGCACAGAAGUUGGCGAAUGGGAAUGUCUUGAUAUGUGAGGCGGCCUCGGGCAGGAUUAUGGAGGUCACCGAGGAGAAGCAACUGGUGUGGGAGUUUGUGGUGCCACAGUUGAACACGUACGAAAAGGUGAUGGACAAGAGGGAGCUGGCGGAAAUGCAACGCAUCGGGUUUAUGUAUGAGAGCAAUGCCAUAUUUCGGGCAUACAAGUACAUUCCUAGCGAGGUUCCUUGGCUCAAGGGUAUAAAAGCCUUGGAUUAA
This is a messenger RNA of Aspergillus ibericus CBS 121593, 1221 nucleotides long. RefSeq lists its product as uncharacterized. The transcript has a single exon. NCBI's taxonomy places the organism in Eukaryota, Fungi, Ascomycota, Eurotiomycetes, Eurotiales, Aspergillaceae. Bases 1 to 1221 code for a protein of 406 amino acids. The record is from RefSeq and is a predicted model, not a curated record.